AUGACCUCCUGGACUUUGUUGCCAGUUGCCCUGGUGCUGCUCUGUUUCAACACCCUCUGCUCCCUAGGAUGUAACCUGUCUCAGGGCCUCCAGGAAGACUUCUCACUUCUGAACCAAAUGAGCACAUUUUCCCUGGUGCCAUGCCUGAAGGACAGGACCAACUUCAACUUCCCAAAGGAAGCCAUAGAGGGCAGCCAGCUCCAGAGGGAAGAUGCCACAGUCAUUGUUCAUGAGAUGCUCCAGCAGAUCUUCACCCUUUUCAGCCAGAAUGCUGCUCCUGCCACUUGGAAUCAGACCCAGCUCAUACAACUGCUCAUUGGACUGAAUCAGCAGCUGGAACAACUGGAGAGAUGCCUUGGGCAGGAUGUGGAGAGGGAAGGGCCUUCUUUGGGGAGUGAGAACCCCAUGCUGGCCCUGAAGAAUUACUUUAGAGGGAUAAGCCAAUACCUGCAGAGCAAAGAGUACAGCCACUGUGCCUGGGAGAUCUUACGGGUAGAGAUUAGGAGGGUCUUCCUGUUCAUGAGUAAAGUGACAAAAAACCUCCGGGAUUGA
Messenger RNA from Vombatus ursinus (common wombat), 552 nucleotides. RefSeq names its product interferon tau-2-like. The transcript has a single exon. Gene Ontology annotation, cellular component: extracellular region. Bases 1 to 552 code for a protein of 183 amino acids. Lineage: Eukaryota; Metazoa; Chordata; Mammalia; Diprotodontia; Vombatidae. Gene Ontology annotation, biological process: B cell proliferation; defense response; adaptive immune response. Gene Ontology annotation, molecular function: type I interferon receptor binding; cytokine activity. The record is from RefSeq and is a predicted model, not a curated record.